AUGGACAUAUUAACUGGUAAUCGGCGUCUUAUGCAUCUUGUGCCCGAAAAAGAAGAAGUUGAAGUGCUUAGAAGUGAUGUUUCUUACUACAAAAGAACUCCUCAAUAUACUGCUACUCAGAUCAAAGAGUAUUUGGAAAUUCAAGUGAAUGGUAAAAUUCGCAGAUUGCAUCUUUUUAGAGAGAUAGUGGAUGUGCAUUUAUUGGGUGAUCGAGUGGUUUUAGUAGGUCGAGAUUGGUUAGAAUUAUUAGAUACUAAUCGAUUGAUCAAAGAAAAACCGUUCAAAAACAAAAUUAUUGAUACGAAGGUUUUUAUGGGUUUAUUAUUAGUUCUUUAUCAGAAUAAGUUAUCUAUUUUUGAUAAGACUUUGAAGGAGAUAGAAAAGAUUACUUUGCCUAUUAAGUAUCCAGAUACACUCUUUGUUAAUGAAGAAGAGAAAGUCUUUGGAAUUCUAUCGGGAACGGCUAAAUCGGCCUACUUGUUCGAUUCAGCUGGUCAGUUAGUGCAAGAAGUUAAAACUAAAGCUAGUCCUAGAUGUGCUACUAUCUUUAGACAGAUGGAUAAGGUAUAUGUAGCUGUGGCUUAUAAGAACCAGAUCAAAAUAGUAGAUAUGCAGAAUGAGUUUAGUAAAGACUUAGCUACUGAUCAUCUGCAGAAUAUUACUCAGUUGGUUUACAGUUCAGAUCAAAGUAUGCUUGUUUCAGUCUCUCGGGAAGGUAUUCUUUGUCAGAGUCGGCUGGAAGAUGGGGAGGGAACGGCUUUCUAUGUUGAUGCUGAGGGGAUUAAGAGUCUGAGUCUUUCUUAG
Molecule: messenger RNA, 804 nt
Organism: Nematocida homosporus
Lineage: Eukaryota; Fungi; Microsporidia
Exons: 1
Coding region: 1-804 (267 amino acids)
Molecular function (GO): protein binding
Source: RefSeq, a predicted model, not a curated record